Messenger RNA from Gigantopelta aegis, 696 nucleotides. RefSeq lists its product as uncharacterized. The transcript is spliced from 3 exons. Lineage: Eukaryota; Metazoa; Mollusca; Gastropoda; Neomphalida; Peltospiridae. The coding region runs from base 1 to 696 and encodes 231 amino acids. Gene Ontology annotation, molecular function: nucleic acid binding. The record is from RefSeq and is a predicted model, not a curated record.
AUGGAUGACAACGCCAGGCCUCAUCGUUCCUGGGCUGUGACGGCGCAUCUCCAGAACAACGCUGUGACGACUUUGCCUUGGCCCGCCAUGAGCGCCGAUCUGAAUCCCUUGGAGCACAUUUGGGGCAUUCUUGGCCGUCAAAUACAGAAAAUGGACCCCCCUGUACAGAAUCUGAGAGAAUUGGAAGCUGCUUUGCAUCGGGAGUGGCUGUUGCUGCCUCGUCAGAAGAUCCGACACUUGACUGGGAGGGUGAGGAGCAGGCUUGAGGCGGUCAUCCGAGAACGUGGAGGUUUUGUGUUGGAUAAGAAAUGUGAUGUAAGCAGUAAACACAUGCCAGUGGUAGCAGGAGUAAACAUCUGUCAAUGUGAUGUGAGCAGUAACAUCUGCCAGUGUGAUACGGUGUUUAUAGAGGAGCGACGCAAACAGCUAUACCCCGUCUCCAAGAGAUAUAAACAGGCAGGAUAUAAAAGCAAAAUGGUGAGGGAGAAACUGUACAUAGAUGGCAAGCUGUACGAAGACAAGACCCCGACACGAGCAGACCCUCGCUCUUACCGCGAAGUCGUACAGACCACGCCGAGAAACACGCGUACAGAUCGAGUGACAGCGCCACCUCCGAAACGAUCGCGCGCAGCGUCCACCCCAACCUCCGAGAAACAGCCUUCACCUGGACCACGCGAUAAUGUUGACAGUGCAUAG